Molecule: messenger RNA, 2369 nt
Organism: Schistosoma rodhaini
Lineage: Eukaryota; Metazoa; Platyhelminthes; Trematoda; Strigeidida; Schistosomatidae
Source: the annotation of a GenBank genome assembly
AUGAUCUCUACAGAAUCUGAUUUGCGGAGACAGCUGGAUGAGAAUGUUAGAAGUGAAGCUGAUGAAUCAACGAAAGAAGAAUGUCCCUACAUAAAUGCUGUUCAAAGUCACCACCAAAAUGUUCAAGAAAUGAGCAUCAUUAUAUCACUAGUUAAGAAUAUGAAUGAUAUGAAAUCGAUUAUAAGUAUUUUCACAAAUAGAAAUAUCAAUAUUCUUCACAUUGAAAGCAGAUUAGGAAGGCUGAACAUGAAAAAACAUACGAAAAAAUCUGAAUUUGAACCACUGGAGUUAUUAGUUCAUGUUGAAGUUCCAUGUAUAGAAGUUGAGAGGCUGUUGGAAGAACUGAAGUCUUUUUCAUCUUAUCGUAUUGUUCAAAAUCCUCUAAUGAACUUACCUGAGGCAAAGAAUCCAACUUUAGACGAUAAAGUACCUUGGUUUCCAAGACACAUUUCUGACUUAGAUAAAGUCUCAAAUAGUGUUCUGAUGUAUGGAAAGGAAUUGGAUGCAGAUCAUCCGGGUUUCAAAGAUAAGGAAUACAGAAAACGUCGAAUGAUGUUUGCUGACAUAGCUUUAAAUUAUAAAUGGGGUCAACAAAUACCUAUUGUUGAAUACACAGAAAUCGAGAAAACAACCUGGGGACGUAUAUACCGUGAACUAACUCGCUUGUAUAAAACUUCAGCUUGUCAUGAGUUUCAAAAAAAUUUAGGAUUACUUCAAGAUAAAGCCGGAUACAACGAAUUCGACCUGCCUCAGUUACAAGUGGUAUCAGACUUUUUGAAAGCACGCACAGGAUUUUGUCUUCGACCAGUUGCAGGUUAUCUGUCUGCACGUGAUUUCUUGUCAGGUUUGGCAUUUCGCGUAUUCUAUUGCACUCAAUACAUACGUCAUCAGGCUGAUCCAUUUUAUACACCAGAGCCUGACUGCUGUCAUGAACUGUUGGGUCAUGUACCUAUGUUAGCUGAUCCAAAGUUUGCACGAUUUUCACAAGAGAUUGGUUUGGCUUCUUUGGGUACAAGUGACGAAGAAAUAAAGAAAUUAGCCACUUGCUACUUUUUCACCAUUGAAUUUGGUCUCUGUCGACAAGAUAACCAACUGAAAGCUUAUGGUGCCGGUUUGCUCUCAUCUGUUGCUGAACUACAGCAUGCUUUAAGUGACAAAGCUGUGAUUAAACCAUUCAUACCCAUGAAGGUUAUUAACGAAGAAUGCCUUGUUACAACAUUUCAAAACGGAUAUUUUGAAACUUCUUCGUUUGAAGAUGCAACACGUCAAAUGAGAGAAUUCGUACGCACUAUUAAGCGACCAUUCGAUGUUCAUUAUAACCCUUACACACAAAGCAUUGAAAUAAUAAAAACUCCUAAAUCAGUGGCGAAGCUUGUUCAGGAUUUACAAUUUGAACUCACUGCAAUCAACGAAAGCCUUCUUAAAAUGAAUAAAGAAAUUAGAAGUCAGCAAUUCACAACUAAUAAAAUCGUAACCGAGAACCGAUCAAGCUAGUAUCGUUCUUGAAAGAACUUCAUUUAUCAACUUGGUUAUCAGACGAAAUUACGUUUUUGCUUUAUCGUCAACAUAUUUAUUAGUCAUCGUUACUUCUGUAAGUGCUUUAUCACAAUUUAUCAUAUAUUCAUUGAACAUUUCGCUUUGAAUUUCCUAAUUAUUCGUUGUGCUUCAUUCAUAUAAUAUGCAACGAUUAGUGUUUUCUGUACGCUUGGUAGUAUCUAUAUUAUAUUUGAAGUUCAGUUUUUGUUCUGAUAUAUAUAAUCGAAUUGUUAAUUACCAGUUUACAUUAACAACUGAGAUCAACACAUAUGCCACUGAAUCCAAAGAGCACAUGACAGGCGUCUCACACUUUCGAAUAGAUCAUGAUUUUAUACAGUAUUCGACAUCAACAUUCAUGUCUCUCAUCGUACUCAAUAUCAUCCAGCACUGAACAGGCCAUCAGUAUGAAACCCAUUGAGCACAGAUGCAACAGUUUGAUUUGAAUUACUUUAUGAGGUACUAAGGAUUGAUUUUCAGUAUACCCUCACAUAUGCUCACAGCUUAAUAAUAUCGAUCUAUCCCAUGCGUCCAUCGAGUCAAUUACUGCUUGAUUGCCUAAAGUAAAUACGUCCAUCUUUCAUAAUCAGUUAGCUUGCUUCACAAUCAAUUAUUUGCUCUGAAAAACUGCUAAAUCCGGUUUCCGUUUAAAGAGUCUAGUUUCCUGUACCAAAAUGUACAUGACAUCUUGAAGAUACUGAGUGUCUCAUAUGGUAGAUGAUCUUCCAGAGGUUAUCCGAGAAUCUACUGGAUCUGUUUACUAAUCUAUUAACUCACACAAAUAAGUCCCAUAAAUUAAUGAGUUUUUUAAUCCUUAUUGUGAGAUAAUCACUGUG